Messenger RNA from Neolamprologus brichardi, 2140 nucleotides. NCBI's taxonomy places the organism in Eukaryota, Metazoa, Chordata, Actinopteri, Cichliformes, Cichlidae. The record is from RefSeq and is a predicted model, not a curated record.
UUCCGUAACGUGGUUCCUAGAGGACGUCCUCUGCUGGCGUCAUUUGCGCGCCGCCUAGCUUCCCAUGCACUCUCCUUCUCCCGAAAGCCUGCGGAUAGAUGUUUCGAUUUCAGUCCCUGGAUGAAGACUGUAUGCUGGAGGAGGAAGAUGAUGGAUUGAUAGAAGACGAAGAUGAAAUCGAUCAAUUCAACGAUGACACUUUUGGAGCCGGGGCCAUCGAUGACGACUGGCAGGAGGAACACAAGCGCCUCGCCGAGCUCGAUGAACGGGACGAGUUAGGGGCGGGGCUGGGGUUCGGAGGAGGGGGGAUGGGCGGGGACUCGGACUUGAGCACAAGCGAGCGCCCCUCCUCCACCCGAAUCCCUUCUUCUGUAGUCCAUCCCCCUCCACCAUCAUCCCUCGCUUCCCUCAGCUUCUCCUCUUCCUCGUCUAGACUGCCGCCGUCAGAUGUGGAGGAUCGAGUCGGGGAGGGGGAUUUGGCCGAGUCUCUGGCCAGGCUGAUCCUGGACGCCGACCCGGCCAUCGCUGGAGUCGGGGCAGCCGAGAGACCCGGUCUGCCCCCCGGCUCUUCAGGAUCCGGCCUCUCUGCUCUGCGGGGGCUGGACCAGCCCAGAGUCCUGCCGCAGCCCUCCCCCAUCCUGCCUCCCACCCAGCCACACCAGCAUCCCCAGCACCAGCUGCCUCCCGGGCUCCCUGCGUCAGGUGAGAAUGAGUCGACCGCUUCUCUAGAAGAUCUAAGAUUCACUGAGCUCAGUUAUUUUUAUAGAUGUCACCAAGAUUUUAAGUGUGCGUGCGUGUGUGUGUGUGCUCUGACUGUGGAUCUGUUGUCACAUGACUGUUGGUCACAGUUGAUUCGUAGCGUCUGUCGUUUGGAUAAUCCACUCAUGUCGAUAAUCAAAGAGGUGGGCCAUCCCAAACGAGCUCCUCAGGGCAGGAACGAUGAGGAUCUGUCAGAGAGGGCUCCUCCUCCACGCUCUUCUUCCCCGGUGAUUGGCUCCCCUCCGGUGAGGGCGGUGCCAAUCGGGACUCCACCCAAACAGCCGAUGAGCCACGCGCUGAAUCACCAGAUCCACCAUCCCACAGCGGUCCACGUGAGAGCCCCGGUCCAGCACAGAUACCCCGCCCCUUUCCCCGAGCGUCUGUCACCCAACACCCUCCUCAACAUUGCAAACUCUCCUCUGUGCCGCGGCCCGUUCCCCCCCAGAGUCGGUCCUGUGCUGUCGCAGAUUCAACGCGCCCAGCUGCUCAACUCUCAGACGCUGCUAACAGCCUGUCGGCACAGCUGGCAGUCGGUGUUACAGUGGAUCAGUGUCCCUGUGAAACGAGCUUCAAAUUGUCCUGAAUCCACUUUAUCCUCCAAAGCCAGCAGGCAGAUAGAAAAAUGUGACACAGCAGCUGUUUGGUUCUGUUUGGUUUUGAAUCCUGAAGUGUUUUAUCAGGUUUCAGCUCCCGUUGAUCUUUUUGUUUCUGUUUUCUUGAAGGAGAAACGAGAGAAGCAGGUUUGGAAUAAGAGGCGACAAAUCCUCUACACAGUGGAGAAGAUGUACAGUUUGCUGCUGGAGGUUCAGGACUUCGAGAAGUGCUUCGUCCAGGCGCCGGAGGAGGACCGCGAGGCUCUGCUGGAGCAGCACAAGAGCAACACGGAGCAGCUCUGCAGCUCGCUGCGGGAGAAAGAGUGGGACGACAGAGUGAGUGACGAGCAGUGUGUGAUGAUCAUGUCGGUGAGGAAGGGCAAGCGGCUCAUCUCCCGGCUCCUCCCCUUCCUGCCCUCGACGCAGGCUGCUGCUGUUGUCAUGGCAAUUGCCCGCAACCUUCCCGCUUUAGCCAAGAAGGACAAACAGGACCAGGUGCUGUGCUGGUUGGUGGAGCCGGUUUCUGCAGUGAUCCAGUCGUUAUCGAGCGCCUCCCUCACAGAUCUGCUCCAGGAGCUCCAAGGCAGCGAGGGCCAGCUGGCCACAGUGCUGCACAACAAGGUACGCGCCCCACAGCCCGGACCAAUCACAGAGCGCGCGCGUCACUCCAGGUCACCCAUAGCAACAGAAGGAAAUGCCGUUUGUGCCACUUCCUGUUUCCAAAGUUUCUGAACUAACGAGCAAACUCCAGAUUUCAGCUGCUGCACCUGAGCGCUCGUUUCAUUGAU